AUGGACCAGGAAGUAUCGUCAUCCCAGCUCCGAAACGCAUUGCACGAGGUAAUACAGCUACGUCAAGCAGAGAUAGAUGAAAUGAUACCUAAACAUGCCGAUUCGCUGAAAGAGCUUUACUUGAUGCUCGAACCUAGGCGGAAAAGGUCAGAAGACUUCCCACCAAUAGGAGAAGAAGAUGCUUUAGAUGAGAACACAGUGGAAGAGGGGUUUCAGCAAUGGAAAGAGCGUUACAAACUCGGAGGAGGAUCAAGUAUAUCGAGCUUGCAAUUACCCUCAUUACCACCUAUAUCUCCCCCUGCAACCUCAUCUGUAUUUCCUGAUGAAGCUCCUACAACGCACCCUGCAGAAACUUCAAAUCUUCCUAAAUCGCCCAUCUCUCCUUCGGGUGUAUCACAAGACCGUCCUAUCGCUCCCAUCAAAUCUCCUAAAGCUCAAAAACCAUUCGUACCGUUACUGCUAUCUCCUUCACCUCCUCCAGACGGCUCUGGACCUUCGAUGGGCAUUUCAAUGGAUCAAAUCCAACCUCGACCUCGGUUAAUACCCAGUACAUCCUUUGCUCCUCCAGCAAAAUUGGAAGCACCAGAAUGGAUUCCAGUGGACAACUAUCAUCCUGCCGAAUUACCAGGUACAUCACCCAAGCUUUUGAUGCCAUUAGAGACGGAUUAUACCUCUCAAUUACCCAGAUUGCCUCCUUUACCUCCUCAAAUACGUCAGGGUCAGGGCCAAGGCCCAGCGAAGAAGCGAAUCAAGUUGAACGAUUCGGUCGACUUGUAUAAACUUCAAGUAUCCUAUACGCUCAACCCACUCAGUGGGUCAUUAUCGAAAUCUAGUAAAUGCGUUUUAACGAAUGAUUGGAAGAUUGCUCUAAAUGAGAUGAGACACGUUCGAGCGAUGGAGAGGAUAGAGACCAAGAAGAAUGAGAAUAGAUGGAGUUUAAGACAACCUAAGAAACUCAGAACGUUGGCUGUACCUAAAUCUCAUUGGGAUUUCUUGUUGGAAGAGAUGGAAUGGAUGAGGGUCGAUUUUAACGAAGAGAGAAAAUGGAAAUUGAUACAAGCGAGAGAGUUCGCCUACCAAGUUGUUGAAUGGCAUUUGUCAAGUGACGGAGAAAAGGCAAAAUUGAUGGUUGGCAAUAGAGGUUGGGGUAAAUCAAAUGAUCAACCUAUACCUGGACAUUCGGGAAAUAGAGAAACGAACACACAGAUUGAUGGAGAACAGGGACAGGGACAGUUGGAAGUGCCGAAUACCUCAGCUGAAGAUGAUGAUGUUGAGAUGUUGAUUGGUCGAGAAGAAGACUCGCCUGCGGAAGAAGGUGUCGCAGGAGCUGAAGUACUGGAAAGUAUAGAUGAGAUGAAAGAAGUCCAAGAUGAAGUAGUGAAGAAGGAGAACGAAGAUGUGGACAUGGGUGAAGAUGUUGAUGCGGAUGGGGAAGAGGAUGCUGAUGGAGAGCCGGAUGAUGGUGGGACUGCUGAUGCGGAUGGAGAAGAGGAAGAUGCAGAGGGUGAGGAAGACGCGGAAGGUGAAGCUGAGGAUGUGGGGGAAGAUGUGGUUGGACUUGAUGACAUCGACAAUGCAGAUGAAAGUGAUCGGGAAGCCUCGGAAGUGCGGCGAGAUACUGUCUUGCCUAACGGACUGGUGAUAAAUAAACGAUUUGCAAACGUUGAAGAACUCGUUGCCGCUCGAAAACCCUUAUUGGACCUCUCCUUCGCCUCUACCACCGUUGACCUCGACUCGCUUCCUCAACUGACUGCUGCCUCGACCACCGAAGAUGGGGCUGAACCUCAGACACCCCCCUCACUCGUUGACCUAUUCCCGGACCUAGCCGUAUACCAAGGUCCUCAGCCACCUAGUGAAGACAAACCUACCCGCCGGCUGGAUGAAGGGCACACGAAUGGUCAUCGUAUCGCCCACACCUCACGUAUCAUGGACAUCCGACCGAUUCUCGUAUCCACUUUACAACCUGCGAAAAAUGCCCCUGACGGUGUAUGGGAUAUCCACGAGGGCCCUUACUUUGAAGAUCCUAAGGGUUCGACCGAUGUGAACCCGACAGUCGUAGCUGCUACAUCAAGUGUGUUCUAUGGUCGAGGUAUAAGACCUUUAGAUUCGAUGAGACCACCUGAACAACCUAAACCACCCGCUCAGCAUCUCCGUGCUCAACUAGUAUGGAGUCAAGAAGAUGACGAACAUCUCUUAAAGCUUGUCGGGACCUAUCCUUUCCAUUGGCAACUCAUCGCUGAUUCAUUCAAUACGGAAAAGGUUAAUAUACCUACCGAGAAACGAUCGGCGUAUGAAUGCUGGGAGAGAUGGUACUACACCUAUAGUGACGGCAAAGACAAGCUGAAAAAGGCUGAAGCUUUGGCCCAAGCAUCUGCCUCUGUUGCUCCCACACCUGGUGGAAAUCCAACCACAGCCGCUACUCCCACUGCUGCACCUCCAUCGGGCACGACCACCCCCGCUCCUGUUGCUCCCACUUCUGCUAUCCCACCUUCCACCGCUGCAUCAAGUCGUCCGGGAAAUCAAACUCCUCAAUCUGCUGGUCCUCCUCAACAGACUCCUGUCACCGGUAUCUCUGUGCCUUCUCUUCCUACACCCACCCCUGGACCCGCCGCUACUGCCUCGCAAGCGCCUGGUACUGCUGGUGCAGGAACACCGUUGCCCGAAGGAGCGCCUCCUCCUCCAGGUAUGUCGAAGAGGGAUAGACAAGCUGCCAAGCCUAGGUACGAAGGAACGAAGAGUUCAAUCAGGCAUCAAGCGAUUUACGAUGCGGCUAGGAAGCUGAACAGGCGGAGAGAGGCAAACAAGACCAAGACAGGUGUCAAAGACCAACCGAAGAAGAUCAUAAAUGUCCAUGAAUCGCACGCUAGCUAUCUCAUGUCAUCCAUCUCUACCCCUUGGGAAUUAGUGGAAACGAAGUAUCAACGAGAUGUCCAGGCUAUGCAACAACGACAACAACGAGCUAUGCAAGAGCAGCAGAGGCAGAUAGCCCUACGACAGCAAAUGAUGCAACAGCAACAACAAGCCGCACAGGCUGCCCAGCAAGCUCAACAGCAGCAAGCUGCUCAAGGUCAACAACAACCCCAACAGCAGACAGUCCCCCAAUCUGGUCCGCCGCAACCCCAAGGGCAAGGACAACCUAUCCAACCUACCCCUCAGCCGCAAAAUCAACAGCCUCAAAUGCGUCCUCCUCCCAAUGCACCUGUCCGAAUGGGACCUAAUGGACAACCUAUGCCAAACAUGGCUCCAAGUCAACAACAAUUGCUCAACGCUGUGGUAGCUGCGAAUGCAGUGAACAGACAGAAUGUCAAUGCUGUACCUGGACAGGGUAACGUUCGACCAAAUCCUCAACAACAGCAACAGCAGCAGCAGCAAGUGCAGCAGACCCCAACAAUCCAGGUUCAACAGCAGAUGCAACUUCUACAAGCUCAGCAGAUUGCAGCUACACAAGCGCAAAUACGUGCAGCUCAGCAAGCUCAACUCCAAGCCCAUGCCCAAGCCCAAGCGCAGGGUAGGAUGAGUCAAUCACCGUAUAACCAACAGGGUACACCAUUACCUAAUGGCGAUCCGUCCAUGGCGAACUCCUCGCCGGCGAUGACACAGGCUUCACCCCAACAACGUGUACCAUCUGGACAACCUGUUCCUCAACAUCUUCGAGUAGCCAGUGCAGGAAGUCAAGGUUCGCCUCAGAUGUCUAGUCCAAUACCUGUGCAACAGGGUAUACAGGCACCCCAAAUCAACAAUGCGGCGAUGCAGCAGAUCAUAGCUCAGCUCGCUGCUAAUGGACAACAGGCGAAUCCCGAACAGAUCAGAGCGCUGAUGAUGAGGAAUGCUCAGAUGCAAGCUGCCGCACAAGCUCAAGCUCAAGUUGCAGCUGCUCAACAGCAGGGUCAAGUCAAUCCAGGUACACCUCAGAUGGGUAUGCAGGGAGUUCAACAUUUCGCCAGAUCACCUAGUAUCCAGAAUAAUCAGAUCCAAGCUAGAAACAGUCCCAAACCGAAUCAACAGAAUCAGAAUCAAGGUUAG
Molecule: messenger RNA, 4023 nt
Organism: Kwoniella botswanensis
Lineage: Eukaryota; Fungi; Basidiomycota; Tremellomycetes; Tremellales; Cryptococcaceae
Exons: 8
Coding region: 1-4023 (1340 amino acids)
Biological process (GO): DNA repair
Cellular component (GO): NuA4 histone acetyltransferase complex
Molecular function (GO): chromatin binding
Source: RefSeq, a predicted model, not a curated record